This is a messenger RNA of Pelagomonas calceolata, 2708 nucleotides long. The record is from the annotation of a GenBank genome assembly. Lineage: Eukaryota; Pelagophyceae; Pelagomonadales; Pelagomonadaceae.
GGCGGCCGAUUUGAUCCGUGCCGGUUCUCGCGUCAAACGUGAGAAUCUGUGGCAGCGAACCGCCUCCCGUGCUGUCGACGUCGCGGUUCCACUGCUGCGCCGAGUUCAUCCGCUGGCGAGCGCUCAAAUUCAAAGCCCAGCACCACCCGCUGCCUUGUGCUCUGAGCAGGAUCUUCUCGCAGACGCAGUCGACGGGAUGUUCGAGCACAGCGAAUCCAAACCGAUCCUCGCACAGCAUGGUGCGUCGAGCGACGCCCUCUCGGAGACCGAAUUAGCAAGAGCGGCGUCGUUUGCCGGGCCGCGCCGCGCCAGCACCACAAAUCUAGAACAGUCCUUGCAGGACGCCGGGAGCAGCAGCGGCGGUAGCAGCAGCCCGCGGUCGCGGAGCAGUAUUGCGCCCGCGACGAUUGUGGAGCGCGGCGCCGGCGUCUGCAUCGGCGCGCUGCUCAACCUCAUGUUGUGCGUGCCCUUUGCUUUAGCUUAUUUCCCGAUCGAGUGGCACCCUUUCCCUGUCCCCAGAGCGAUGGGCUGCAGCAUGUACUUUUUGAGCACCGUCAUUGCUCAAAUAGUACUGACGUUCCAAUCCGGGUUCGCCACCGCGCAAGGGCAGAUGAUGGUCGAGAACGUUCGCGACCGUGUCGAAAUUUUCGGAGAGGUCCCGAGACGUCGCGUCGAUGGCGUGGGGGGGGACCCGAUUCAUCCGCGCAGAUCCCGUUCAUGCACGCCAUCGCCACGGUCGCCAUGGAGCACCAAGGGCUGGGCGAGGACGCGCUCGGCACAGUGUUAAUUAUUUGGACCGUCGGCACGCUCUUCGUCGGCGCCGCGUUCUUCGCUCUCGGAUAUCUGAAAGUAGGGUCGAUCGUCUACCACAUCCCGAGACAAGUUAUUGUCGGUUGCAUCGGCGGCAUUGGCAUUUUUUUAGUGAGAACAUGCUUCGAGGUCUCUACCGGCCUCCCGUUCGGGCCCGAGUUGUUGGGAAGCGUCUGGCCGCUCUGGGGGUUGAGCGUCGCCUACGAGGUCGGCCUCCGCAUGUUGCUGCGCUGCGACGGCGUCACGCGGCGCACAGGACCAUUGCUAGCUCCAAUCUACUUUUUGGGUAUCGUGCCCACGUUCUACUUACUGCUGUUCAUGCGCGGUGGUAACGUGCACGACGCCCGCUCGAAUUACUUCCUCUUCCCGAACACGCCGGACGUGUCGCCUUUCCUGCCGGUGGAGGUUAUGGCACAGACCGUUCGACGCGGUUCUUUCAGUUGGCGCGCGUUCGUGAAGGCGCUACCGACCACGGCCAUGCUUGCUAUCUUUGCCCUCAUGCAUGUCCCUAUUAAUAUCCCCGCGUUGGCCGCCACGGUCCACGUCGACUACGACUUGAACCAUGAGCUCAAGCUCCACGGCGUGUCGAACCUCGCGAGCGGCUUGGUCGGCGGCCUGCCAAAUUAUCUGGGCUAUUGCAACUCGGUGAUGUACGCGCGGUGCGGGGGCGGCGGCCGGGCGGCCGGGGCCGCGCUGAUCGUCGUCGAGGCGCUCUCGGUUGCUUAUGGAAUGCGUGUGGUACCUUAUGUCCCGAGGUGCCUGGCGGGCUGCCUCAUCCUCCACGUCGGCCUCGACCUCGUCAAGGAGGCGUUGUAUGAUUCCCUAGGUGCGUUUGAUUCAUUGGAAUAUGGCUGCAUCGUGGCGAUUGGCUUCGUGAUGACGGUCUUCGGCUUCUCUUCUGGUCUGCUCUUCGCGCUGGUCGCGUCGACGCUAAUCUUCACGAUUCAACAAGCCGUGCACGGCAACCCCGUCCGGGGCACGAUGCGCGGCACGACGUUGAGAUCCUCAAAGUGGCGCACGGCAGCAGCACGAACAGCCCUCGACCACGCCAUGGGCGCCGUGCUGGUGGUACAGGUCGUCGGGACGUUGUUUUUCGGGAACGCGACGGAGUUGAAAGAACGCGUCGCCCGGGAGCUCAAACUCGACAGGAAGGUCACGGUCCUCGUUUUGGACUUUACCUUGGUGCGGUCGAUAGACGCGUCCGCCGCCGAGACCGUCGGCUCCGAGAUCUGCGCGAUUGCCAAGCGCCACGGGGCCCGUGUCUGCUACGCGUCGGGCCGCGCCGACGGCUUCCCGACCGCGGCGCCGAUGACGGAACGCCUUUUAACAGAGCAGGUCCACGUCGCUCGCGAUUUAGAUGCUGCAAUAUUGUGGGCUGAGAACGUGCUCCUCGCCAUUAAGGGUGGACCGACCUCUCCGCUGCGGCCGCCCAAGUCGCCGGAGCUUGGUGCGCCUGCUUCACAGCUCGCGGUGCUGAUGCCGUCGCUGUCGGCGCGGGACCGCGAUUCUCUAGCGUCGCAUUUCAAGGGGCGACGCCUGUCGCCCGGCGAGGUCUUAUGGAGGCAGAACGACCCCGCCACAUCGAUCGUAAUAGUAGCGGCCGGCGCGCUCGUGUCGACCCUAGAAGACGUCGACGAGGAGGUCUCCGCGGGCCAGAUGUGCGGCGAAUCGGCGGCAUUAACAAAGGCUAGGAGAGCCUCAACAGUGGCCUGCGCCGCCGACGGGCCCGCCCAGGUCUACGUCCUCGGGUCGAUCGCGCUCGCCGCCCUGCCGGCCGAGCUCAAGCUCGAGUUGUGUUUACUAUCGAUGCGCUACAUGAGCCACCGCCUCGACCACGUGGCCAACCGGAUCUGGGAGACGCGGUGCGUGUCGAUUUGAGUAAGUGUGCUGUUAUGUGA